Motacilla alba alba is the source of this 2894-nucleotide messenger RNA. RefSeq names its product coagulation factor XIII B chain-like. Lineage: Eukaryota; Metazoa; Chordata; Aves; Passeriformes; Motacillidae. The transcript has 13 exons. The record is from RefSeq and is a predicted model, not a curated record. Bases 134 to 2017 code for a protein of 627 amino acids.
GUAAUCAGCAAGCUUAAAUAGUUCCAUAAGCUCAUUGCCUGAUUUCACUGUAAAAUGAUAAAUUCCAGGUGGCAAAGCAUGUCAAAUGAAGUAGAAUCCUGCCAGUCUGGUGCUAAGGUGGUGGAAACUGUAGAUGGAGACAGCAAAGAAGAUGAGAUUUAAAAGCUAUUUUAUCUUCCUAGUUGUGGUGUGUACAAGGAAACUCUUUGCAGAAGAUAUACCUUGUGACUUGCCACAGAUAGAAAAUGGAAACCUUGCCCAGUACUAUUACAGUUUCAAAAGUUACUAUUUCCCAAUGAAUAAAGGAAAAAAGCUCUCCUAUUCUUGUAUGGUUGGUUACACAACUGAAAGUGGGACUCAAGAUGGAAGAAUAACUUGUACAGCAAAAGGAUGGUCUCCAGUGCCACAAUGCUACAGAAAAUGCACCAAGCCUGUUUUGGAAAAUGGCUCUUUUUACAGUACAGAAAUGGACUUCAAAAUCCAUGAGAAAUUGCAAUACAAAUGUAAUCCAGGCUACCACACCCCAAGUGGGGCCACUGAAGAUACAGUGCAGUGUCAGCCACAAGGAUGGUCCUUCCAGCCAAGCUGUACUAAAACACUUGAGUCGUGCCAGGUGCCCCGGUUAGAGCACGGCAGCUACUCCGGGGCGGCGCGGGAGGUGCGGCCGAACGGGACGCUGCGGUACCGCUGCCAGCCGGGAUAUCGCAGCGCCGACGGGAGCGCCGCCGAGACCGCGCUGUGCCUGCGCCACGGCUGGGCCCGGGCCCCCAGCUGCACCAGGAUAACUUGCUCCACCUUGAGUGAAGUAGCUCAUGGAGGUUUCUAUCCUGUGAAGCAAGCCUAUGAAGAAGGAGAUGUCGUUCACUUUUUCUGUGACAAACACUAUUCUGUCACCGGAUUUGACUUAAUUCAAUGCUAUAAUUUUGGGUGGUAUCCAGACCCUCCAGUGUGUGAAGAUGUAAAAAAGAAAUGUCCUCCACCACCACUCCCUCAUGGCCAUAUCAGCAGAACCCGAAGAACAUAUCAUAAUGGAGACAAAGUUAAUGUACAGUGUACCUUGGGAAGGAGAGGAUCCGAGGAAAUCCAGUGUGAAGGGGGAAAAUGGACAUCACCCUCUAUCUGUAUUGGAGCUGUGGAUAAACAGGAAUCUGGGACAGCACCACCACCACUCGAGGCAGAUGCAGAAAUAAGGACAAGCCAAACACAUCACAAUGAAGAUAUGAAAAUGCAGCAAGACUGUGCCUCUCCACCUGUGAUUAAAAAUGGUGCUGUCCUGGGCCCAUUAUUGGCAAGUUACAAAAAUGGUUCCUGGGUAGAAUAUGGUUGUCAGCAUUACCACUUUUUGGAUGGGCCCAGUACUGUUUAUUGUCACCUUGGAAACUGGACAGAACUACCAACCUGCUUAGAACCAUGUACUCUUAAUACCACUGAUAUGGACAGCAACAACUUAACAUUGAAAUGGAGACGGGAAGAAUUAGUUUUCCUCCAUGGAGAUCUCGUAGAGUUUGAAUGUAAACAGGGAUAUAGUUUUCUCCAGACUGCCAUUGCAUCUCCUGGGAGGACACAGUGUGACCAAGGCAGACUGAAUUAUCCAAAAUGUGUUAUUCAAGCUGCUACAGAAAAAUGUGGCUCUCCACCCACUAUUGCAAAUGGAGCUCUUACUGUCCCAGCACUGCCCCAGUAUGACAGUGGCUCUUCAGUUCAGUAUAUUUGUUCUGACUAUCAUUUUUUGCAAGGCUCUGAGAGGAUCUACUGCUCUGAAGGACAAUGGACCUCGCCACCAGUUUGUAUAGAGCCGUGUACUUUGUCAAAAACUGAAAUGGAGAAGAAUAAUGUGCUGCUGCAAGCAUUCUAUGCAGACCAAGUUUACUUUUACCAUGGGGAUUAUAUUGGAUUUUACUGUAAACAGAACCAUUUUGGAGCAGAAUCUGGCACAACAUUAUUUCAAGUACAGUGUGAGAGAGGACAGCUGGCAUAUCCAAGGUGUGUUGAAAGAGGAAAGCAAGUAUGGACUUGAGGAAAGCCCACAGGAAAGAGAAAACUGGAGCAAAAGGAAUUAAAAAGCCCUUGGUGGAACAGCUGUUGGAAGUAGAAUUCAUUUACCCCCAUCACUUGCUCUAGAUGUACACACAACACUGGCUGUGUGGCUGUAAGCACAGGACAGGAGCAGGGGCAUUUGCAGACAUGAAGGCAGCAGCUUGUUGAUGAACCUUGAGGCAAAGAACACAUCAAACACUCAAGCUUCAUGUGGGGCUGCUGCCCCAUCUGUCUGUUUUAGUGACAUGCCACAUUUUCUUAUUGAUUUUUUUAAUCCUAGUGUAGCAAUAGAAUACCUUCUUGAGACCCUUGCUGUCCCUUGUAAGUGCCACUCUGAGCUUCAGCUUUUCUGGCAUUUCCAUACAAGCCACAUCAAUGCCAUGGACAGCUCACUGUGGAGCCAGUUUUUGCCUCAAUCCCCUAUACAUUAAUUUUUUUUUCUGCUUCAGCGAUCUCUGUGCAGUCUCUGAUGUGUGUUUUUCCUCCUGAAGAUGAGAACUGAGUAAUCUUGUGCUUGCAGGAUUCUUGUGCUUCAAGACCUAUAAGCUUUUUCUGGACUCCUGUUUUACCUAAGUAAGUUGAAGUGUGCUCCCCUAAGGUGUAGGAUUUGUACUCUGGUACUUGCUUUUUUCUCUCCCUUCUGAAUCUAGGAGUGCAUUAGCACAUGGCUACCACAGCCAGGCUGCCACUGAUUUCCACAAGCACUUUCUCCUUGUUUGUGAAGGGCAGAUGGGGCUGGGGGUGGCACAGACUGGCCUAUCCAGGACCUGGACCAGGAACUAGUCCCCACCUUCACCUAGAAAUCCCAUUUACUUGCACACCCACAUCUUGCCUUUGUAGGCAAGUCCCCCACAAAA